GAGCUAGAGGGCGAAAUACUUCUUCCAGAAUCUAUUCCCCCCUCCAUUUCUUUCUUCAAAUUCAAAUAAAAACUCUCGAGGUGAGUCCCAAAUCGCGAUCCCCAUCUCAUCUCUCUCCACCCACAUCUUCAUGGAUGAUUUCGAAGCCCCAUCGUUCUCUCUAGGCAUUGAUCUCGACUACGAUUCAGAGCUCAGAGCUGUCCCCAAAGAAGAAUCAAUCUGCAAACAAGCUACAGAAUCUUCAACCAAUGUAAGCUUCCAAGUUCUUGGAGAGGAUGACGGUUUUCAAGUUCAACCCCUAGAUCUGGGCCUACACACCAAAGAUCCUCCUCCGGUUCUCAAGCGCCUGAAGCGAGGGCCAGCGACUCGGUCGCCUGCUGUUAGUAAGCGUCAACUGGUGCAACCUUCACUGGAUGUUGAUGAUGAUAAUAUCGAAGAGCUCUCAUCGCAGGAGGAACCACUUAGAGGAGAAACUGUUGGAUGUUCAGCAAUACAAAACCGUUCCGUAAGUAACAGUUCAAAGUCUCAAUUUCAUGGCCGUAGGGUCUUGACCGGACAGUCAAUAAGCAAGAAUAAAGUGGGGAAAUUCACACCAGCUUCAAAUGCCUCAACUUCUGCAAAUUUGGAGGCAGGUGACAGCAAGUUGAUGUUUCCAAAGUUAACUCUCAGUCCUCUCAGAAGAUUCCAGUUGCUUGAUUCUGAUUCGGAUGAACCUUCUACUAGUGAAGACUUAUGUCAUGAUGCUGGUAAGAAUGAUGCUGCUGCAAAAGAAAGACACUGUAAUCCAGACCAAUAUAUGCCAGGGAAUCAAACAAAGAAGCCUAAUGCUUCUGCAAGUAUGUUUACAACUGAGGAUUUAUGGAAAGAUUUCAUUCCAAAGAAGAAUCUAAGUAUUCCAACCCCAGCUCUGGAUGAGUUUUGUGAUGAAUAUUUCAGGCCAGUGAAGGAUAAGAAUAUAGCACAGAUGGAGAAAGGUCUAUCUGUCAGUAGCUCCGAAGGUUGUUAUCAGAAGAGCAGUAUCAGUGAAAAUGUGAAACAUUGUGGGAAUCUGCCAAGUCCUCUUCCUCCUGCAUGUCGGUAUUUUUACCAUGAGGACCCAAGGAUCCAGAAAUUAGUCCGUGAACGGUUACCUAACUUCUUCCCUCUUAGUGAUGUUAAUGACAGAGGGCACCAGCAGUUUGAUGUAUCAAUCAUUGAUUACAGGAGUCAAUUCGCUCACACAGUCUGUCAGCAGAUCGAUGGCGCUGGGAACAAGUCUCUUGACGGAGGUUCAAAAAGAGGCAAAAGGAAGGUCAAAAAUUCUAAUGCUAAAGAGGUCUCACAACCGUCUGGGGAGUGGGUCAACCCCAAAAGCUCUGCGUGCAUUCCAAAAAAUGCUGGCAAAAGACGAGUUCAUGCAGCAGGCCAUUCUGCUAGUCGGUGGUACACAGGCCAGGAUGGAAAAAGGGUUUACGUCUCUAAAAGAGGACAAGAGUUGACAGGGCGAGUUGCCUUUAUGCAUUACAAGAAGGAGAGUGGAAAAGGAUUCAAAAGGUCAAAGAAGAGAGCUACUGCCAAGAAAAAAUCAUAAGGAUGAGUGUUUCCUACCAAGAUUUUCCAUAUAAUGUAUUGAUAUCAGGGUUUCAAAAAUCUGGAUUGCAUCAACCAGAUUGGCCUUUAAAUCGGUUGGCAGAUCCC
Telopea speciosissima is the source of this 1677-nucleotide messenger RNA. RefSeq lists its product as uncharacterized. The coding region runs from base 131 to 1570 and encodes 479 amino acids. Lineage: Eukaryota; Viridiplantae; Streptophyta; Magnoliopsida; Proteales; Proteaceae. The transcript is spliced from 5 exons. The record is from RefSeq and is a predicted model, not a curated record.